Messenger RNA from Ostrea edulis (European flat oyster), 7431 nucleotides. RefSeq lists its product as uncharacterized. The transcript is spliced from 40 exons. The record is from RefSeq and is a predicted model, not a curated record. Bases 690 to 5294 code for a protein of 1534 amino acids. Gene Ontology annotation, molecular function: zinc ion binding; monoatomic ion channel activity; ubiquitin-protein transferase activity. Gene Ontology annotation, cellular component: cytoplasm; membrane. NCBI's taxonomy places the organism in Eukaryota, Metazoa, Mollusca, Bivalvia, Ostreida, Ostreidae. Gene Ontology annotation, biological process: transmembrane transport; monoatomic ion transport; protein ubiquitination.
AAGACUGGAAAUUAACAGGGGAGGGGCAUGUAUCAUGGGGACUUAAGGCCUAAUGACUAAAAAAAAAGAUAAUUAAAACAUAAGGGAUUUUCAUUUGUAUUGCAUUUCAUUUGUAUAUUUAACAUAUUUCCACUUUACCCUGUGCCUGGUUAUAGCUGACUGUUUCCAUCGUCUAUCAUUAUUACUUAUGCUUAAGGUAGCACACCGGUGGUUAUCCAAUCAAAAUGAACUUAGUCAAUUGCAGUUCCAUAUAUCUAAAGAAAUAUUUUUUUCCUUGCGCGAUUUUUCUCAUUUCCCCUUCUUCUUUUCUCUCAAUUUCUGUACCCGAUUAGCAAAUUUUGUGUAAUUUGUAGAAAUAACCAAGUGUAUACAAAGGAACUAUUUGCUGUUGGUAGCUGAGGCUACUUCCUGAGGUGCACUCCGGCUGCAUUAAUUUUUUUUUAAUUUGGUGUUUUCAGAUGUGAGGUGGGGGUGGUAGUAAGUGAUGUACGAUACCAUAACUAUAUAUUGAACGGAGAGACUAAGUGCGUGUUAAUUUCCUUCCUCGUAUCGAGUCAGUACACAAUCAGCGGAGGAAAAAGGGUGAUUUUCUGCCAUUUGUUUGUAAAACCAGCGUUUUUUAAUAACAGAUUUUGCGGAUUCCUUACUUAGAGGUGGAUCUAGGAAGUCUUAAGGAGCGUUACGUAGAGAUGACCUCCAAUGAAACUGCGAUUGAAAUGGAUCGGCUCAAGAACGAGCAGGGAACCAUUUUAGAUCACAGCGCACCAGGGUCUUCUGAUGAGAGCGACAACGAUACGGCUGAGAAAACUGCCGGGGACGUCCAGGAUCACUUCGCCGUACGUGAUGUGGUGCCACAAUGUCGUACCUUCGCUGGGAUGAAAAUCGUUGAUUUCUUUGACAGAGAUAAAAUUAAAGUAGGACAGCGGGUUGUCCGUGGAGUUGAUUGGGACAGAGAAGACGAGGAUGGAGGAGAAGGAAACGUGGGGACUGUGGUGGAAAUCUUCAACAACUCUCAACAGGUGCGCGUCCAGUGGGAUUCCCAGGACACUCUGAACGCUCAGGAAAACCAGGACAUAUGUGUUUAUAGAACAGGGAUGGACAGGAAAUAUGACCUGCGACUAUUUGACAACGCUCAGACAGGGGUGUACCACAAGUUCUGCGACUGUGACAGUUGUGGUGAGGUCCCAAUCCGAGGAAUGAGGUGGCGGUGUUUGUACUGCGAGGAUUACAAUCUAUGUACGGAAUGUUACAUGUGUGACACUCAUGAAAAAGGUCACGUGUUUGAACGACACCAAGGAAUGAAAACGAUCAGUGUUAAUGUGGGGAUGAGGGCACAUUUACAGUACGUGGAAGCUAAGGGAAUAUUUCCUUCAUCGGAUGUAAAAUCCAGGAAAGACACACACCUGACAGGUACCGUUGAGACUGUUGAUGACAAUAUCGCCAUUACAUAUAACUGUGACGCAAAGGUCACGUGGGAAGAGGAAGGAUUCACCAAAAGAUACCGGGUUGGAAGAGAAGGGAAAGUGGACAUCAUGUUUACAGAGCCUGCGAGAGUGAAGUAUUUCCAGGACCAUCUGCAGAGGAUCACUAAAGGCAAUGUAGCUGAAGGAAUACGAGUCGUGAAAAAAUCCGACAAUGACGACGUGACCGUUGGAACAAUCACCCAUGCACCGGAAAUUGAUAUAAUGAAAAGAGACUCGAAACGAGGACAAAGACGCACAAUCUCCAAAGACCGAGGAUAUCUCAACCCGCACCAAAGAAAGAAAGUCCGAGCUAAAGAAAAGGCGGUUGAGAAUCAGCAUUGUUUAGUCACCGUGCAGUUGGAUAAUGGGCAAAUUGUUGAAAUAGAUACGAAAGAAAUAUUAUUGUUUGACAACAGUCAGAUAGGGAUGUAUCAUGAUGUUUUGUGCGCUGGAUGUGGAAGCGGCCACAGGAUCAAAGGAAUGAGGUGGAGGUGUACCGAAUGUUCUAACUAUGACCUCUGUACAUCAUGCUACAUGUCUGCGAAAGAUGAACAUCUCGACCAUAAAUUCCAGCGAAUCACUGAGCCUGCAGAAAGGGAACAGCUAAAGACCACUCGCACAACCCCAGGAGUACAAGUGAGAACGGCUCUAGGAAUGUUCACAGGCGCCAAGGUCCAGGAACUGGAAGGCAAUACAGAUAAAGCACACGGAAAGAAGGGCACCAUAACAGAAAUAUGCCAUUACAGAAAAAACGAGGCAAGGUGUAUCGUCGUUGUUAACAGAGAUGGUGACGUGGAUGAACAAGUCAUGGGAAAAUUUACCGAUUUUCAAAAUGACCAAAACAAUGAGCGCUUCUUUUAUUAUCCAUCUCAUCUGCCCGACUUGGGAAAAGAUAUCCAGGGAUAUGUCGAAGUGAAAGACAAGACCAGUCAUGCAAAAAUUGAUGUUGAACUGUGGUAUGAAAGAGAUGUCCCCAAGUGCUCGCCAGAAGUUCAGCACAGUCUUUAUCUGAUUGUUGCACACAAACCAGAAGAAGUUACCACGGCAUCAUUCAAGAAUACUGUGAACAGGUUUCACCCUUUAGCGGACGUGAGGAAAUUCGCACGUAAAUCUCGUUUGCCGUGUCAGCUUGCAGUUGAGAAGGUACUUUUUGUUGACGAAGCGGUCGUCAUCCACAAAGACACCACUACUUGCACAAUACAGAAUUUGAUAGAUAUGGGCGUCAGGAAAUUGGUCCGCGGGGAUACGCGGGAGGACGAAGAUGAACAGCUAUAUUUUCUACGAAUGUCAGUGUAUUUAAGUGGAAAAAUUCCCUUGCCCGCCUUUGUAUCACUACGUAACGGAGUAACUCACACCGACGCCCUUUUCAGAGCCUCGGGGAACAAAAUUCCAGUUAUCUGCUUUAAGAAAGAAUCCAAGAAAGUGUAUGUAUUGACAAUGGAAGACGAUGUGUAUUGUGUGAAAACGAUGGAACAUAAAAUUGAUUUGAAAACUCCAUGGAAGGUGACCAAUGUGAUCAUGAAGGAUUAUGACGUAGGGAGAGACCGCGAAGAGGAAGACGAUGCUGAAAUCACUCAACUAGAGGAUAUACCUGCCGAUUUAGAAAACGUGGCUGCGUUGAUUUCCUCUUUGUUGAUUGGAGUAUACAUGUAUGCGUGUUCCUUCGACACAAGCCAUGAUAUUUUCGGGGACAACAGUCAUAUUUACCCAAACGCAUUGUCGAUGUAUUUAAUGAAAACUGGGCAAUGGAAAAUACCAAAAAAUUUCAUCAAAGGCUCUUUUAACCAUCGAUCGAUUGAAUUUAUCUGUGAACAAAAAAUGACUGAAGAGUUCCAGAAUGGUCUUUGGAGAGAUUUGGCAUCAAAGACUAAAUCGGCUUAUGUCGUACCAAAAUGGAAGAAGAAAGGAAUAGAUUAUGAUGAGGGGGAUGUCACGGAGUGGGAUUUGAAUUCAGAGGGAAGAUUAGAUGUGAAAGUUUCAGGCCUUUACGGUUUAAUUUUCUUCGCACUUCUGAGAAAGGGAUAUUAUGAUGGCGCUAAACAGCUGAUAGAAACUGGCUGCGUUAGAAUUCCCCACCUGUUGAUUGGCUGUGUCAUUCUACAAGAGGCGGCCGAUGACUGGAAUACGAGUCAACUGCAAAAGGAAAAGGUCUUGCAGAUGAAAGCAUUGUGCACUCAACAGGCCUUACGAAUAACGAGUUGUCUUCACGAGGCUGACGCAGACGACAGGAGAAAAACUAGAGAGGGGAAGAUAUCAGGACGACGGAUUGAUCACGCGGGAACACUUCUGUUGAAUCAUGGGUACCUUUCAAGCGCAAUAAAGACAGAAAACAGCACUUAUCUAAACGACGAAAUCGUCAAAAAAGUCAUCAGUCAGAUGUGGUACAAGCAUGAUAGUCUCUCUUUUAAAAAGGGCAUGAUGUUCGUCAUCUUGGCAUUGUUCCACUUCUUCUUGUUGCCUCCAUUGAUGUUCACCAUGGAGAAUAGACCAUUUAAGUGGUUCUACAAGCAGUAUCAGAUUCCUGCCAUGAAAGUUCUUCUAAAUGGGUUUGGUUGGUUGGUGAUCUUGAAUGCACUAGCCUACAUGUUGCUCUUUGAUUUUACCGACGAAAUAAGUCGAACGGAUUGUUUUAUAAUUGCCUGGAUGGCAAGUUUGUUCCUCGACGAAACAAAGCAGGUUAUCAUUUCAAUAAGGAGAGGAAAGAUCGGAUCUUACCUCAGGGACUGGUGGAAUCGAUUAGACUGGCUGACACUGAUCGUGUACUGUUGCGGGAUGCUGACUAAAUUAGGUGGUACUAACCACAACGCGUGCAAGACUCUCCUUGUUUUGACGUUUAUCCUGAUGAGUGCGAGGUUCCUCAAUUUACUGAUGAUAUCAGAGAUUAUCGGGGCGAAACUUGUGAUGAUCAAACGAAUGUUUGUGGAUACUUUUGCAUUCCUUGCGAUAACAACAGUGAUUACGGUGUGCUACAGUGUGUCAUAUUACGCCAUUCUCUACUCCGAGGACUCGGAACUUAGUUUCGCUGAGAUGGAGAGAGUGUUUGGCAAUGGAUUUUGGAUCUUAUUUGGGGAGUUAGCACUGGAGCAAGGCCUAUUGAAGGAACCAGAGUGUACGUUCAACAGAACACUGUACAGUAGUGGAAAGGUGGAACGCUGCCCGUCAGAAUUGGGACUGGCUCUGGGUCACUACCUAAAGGCUGUGUACGCUUUGUUCGCCAUCAUUCUCCUCUUAAAUCUUCUUAUCGCUAUGUACAGUCACACCUUUGAAGAAGUUCACGAGAAAAGUAAGUUCUACUGGGCGCUUCUUCAAACGGACUUCUUGGAAGAGUACAGCGUGAAGAGCAUCUUCCCAAUCCAUUUCCAGCUGUUAGUGUUGCCCGUGUGUCUGGUCCACUUUCUCCUCUGGAUCCCAGUUUGCUUCUUACGUUCUGGAUUUAAAGAAUGUGAUUGUAAAUCGAAAUAUGAACGAGAUGCCUACCGUGACUUAGAUUUCGAUGAAUACGAUAACGACGACGACGAUCAUCUCAACAAUUGUCCGAUGUUUGUCAGAGUCUUCCUGUACGACACAAACUAUGACUUGAAUUUGAAGGCAACACGAGAAGCAGAGGGACAGGCUGCCCUCAAGGCGUCGGGUGAUCUGGAAACAACAGACGAAGACAAACUAACGGUCAUCCAACGGAAGAUAAAGAACCAAAAGAGGAUCACGGUCAACAUUGACGGAAAAACCUCGAAGGUUCUUCAAGAGAUGAAACAGAUGAAACGCGACAUAAAGAAUUUGUAUAAAGCUGUAUCACCUGACACAGCGCCAGAGGACAAGAUUGAUACAGAUUAAAAGCAUCAUUUGAUCCAGAGCUUUUUCUUCUACACCUGCUACACAGAAAUGCGAAAUCCGAAUGCACCAAAUUCACAGGGAGAUUGCAAUACACACCGAGGCAGUGAUCUCCAUGCGGUACAAAAAUCUCCAACGUGUGACAAGUUUAUGCUUCUCUUUGUCAACAGUCAACACGAUAACAAUUUAAAAGAAAUAUUUAUAUUCCCAUUCAAGUUUCAAAAGGAAGUCGGUCAUUAUGACAAUGUGUUGUUUCUCCUUAAUAUAAGCCAUGUUCAAUAACAAUAACAAUUGUGUAUAUUUGUAGAUGAUGGUUUGCUAUGUUAAUUUACUUACUUUUCAGAUGAUUUUUUUGUGUUUUGAGAUGCUUUUAUUUUUCAUUUCAAUUUCUAUAAGAUCUGUUUAUUAUUUUGGUUCAUUUUUCAUGACACAUACCGAGUCACAAAUGAAUUAUGUGUGUGUUAAUUUGAAUAGUAACUGUGCAGUCGUUUAUGUUGUAUUCUUUACUAUCUUUUUGUUAUCAAUGUUAUUAUCAUCACGUUUAUCAGCUUACCUGAUCUGAAAGUCCAACUGAAUAUUCUAAUCACAUUUUGUCCGGCGUCUGUCCUAAUGUCCGUAAACUUUAAGCUUGAACUUUGAGUUCUUAUCCAAAACAACAGGGCUAAUUUCAACAAAACUUGCCACAAACCAUGUUUGGGUAAGGGUGAUUCAUGUUUGUUCAAUUGAAGUGCCAACCCCUUUUUUUAAAUAGAGAUAAUCAAGAACUAGUAUAAUGUGGUAUCUUUUGAAAAUAUUCUUAUCCAGAACUAAUCGACCAAUUUUAAUCAAAUUUGACAGAAACCAUUCUUAGGUCCGGGAAAUUUAAUUUUGUUGAAAUGAAAGGAUAUGGUCUCUCCAGGGGGAGAUAAUCAAGAAAUGGCGAACAUACAGGGGUCAUUCAAAAAUCUCCUUAAGAGUCAUUCAGCCAGAACAAGUUUGAAUUUAUAUGAAUUAUCUUGAAAUAGUGAGGAUUCAAGCUUCAAAUCAUACUUCAUGGGACAACAAGAGGGGAUCAAGAUUGCCCAGGGUGAAAAAUAAGAUGAGUUAUUGUAUUUUUCUCUCAAUAACAACCGAUGCUAUGGUUAGUCAUUUUGAUAUGCAAACAUUCCUAGGUAGUGCAUAUUCCAAAUUGUUGAAUUUGUGGUCCCUGGGAGUAGGGCGAGGUCAUAUUUUCCAAUAUAUAUAGGACAUGUCUUUAGAAAUCUUACAGCAGGACUAUGGAUACUCAUAUUGAUAAGGCAAUCGUCCUCAGGUAUUGCAAUCUGAAGUUUGUUCAAACCAUGAGCCCGGAGUGGAGUGGGACCACAAUAGGGGAUCAAUGUUUUAAAAGGGAUACAUAAGACAUUCUCCUCAAGAACAAGAGGGCGUCGACUACUUAUAUCAAUAUACAAACAUCCCAAGGUAGCGUAGAUUCUAAUAUGUUUGAAUUAUGGUCCCAGUGAGUAAGGUGAGGGAAUCUAAGGGGAUCAAGUUUUACAUCGCAAUCUAUUGGAACACCUCUAAAUAACAGCAGGGUCAUGAAUACUGAUAUUAAUAUGCAAGCAUCCCCAGGUAGUGCAUCGGGAGGUAAGGUGGGACCACGAUAUGGAAUCAAAGUUGUAUACAUAGGGAAACAUCUUCUAUAGCAUAAUUUCUUUCUUGAUACAUUGUAUAAUGGCUAGGUUGGGGCCACAAUCUGGAGUCCAAUUCCAUUGAUCAGAAAAUAUAUUGUAAAAAAUACAAUAGCUAAAGAACAACAAGCUGGAUGAUGAUAAAUUGGUGAGCGAUGUGGCUGUUAUUUUCAUAAAGGAAGCCCCGACAUGUCUUCAUGUGUAAGAAAUGUUCAUCUUUUCCCCGAUUCAUACAGACGUUUUACAUGAAGUCAAAUAAUAAAGAAAUAUUACACCGGUAUAGGAAUAUCUUAAUACAACUAACGGUUGUUUAGGUUGACCCAUAUCAAAUCUGUUCCAGGGUCAAAUAAACAGUUAUUAUCUUAGGACUUAGUAUACAAACGAUUUGUUGUUCAACUGACUUUUCUUCAUGCUGAAAUAUAUGUUUGAAAAAUAUAUGCUUAUAUCACUAUAUUACCCGUUCUACUUUUGAAUAAAACUAUGAAAUGUUA